GCUUCUUAUGUAUGAAGCACCAUUUCGAGGCUCCAGACCCGUCCCCUCCCCAAUGAACGUACCUUCCCAAGCUCUUCCUGUCUGGUUACUUUGAUCAAGAGUCAUCAGUUCCUGACACUUUUUCCACAGUUUAAGUCCUGCAUUUCAGGAACAAACGUUGGGUACUAAGGAUCAUCUAAAUUAAAGUCCAAAAGAAAUGGCAGCUCCUCAUUCAUCUCAAGAGGAAACAAAUUUUGCCCGCUUAUCUCGACUGCUUAUAAACAUUGGCACUCAUGUACUAAGAGGGGUAUUUGACUCAAUACAUCCACCUUUAAAGCUGCAUUUGGUCUUGACCAAUGCUAGAAGCUUUACCAUUCUGAAACAUCUAAAGGCCAAAAGGAUCCUAAAUACGAAGCAGUGGAAUACAUUAUAUCCUAGUGUAAAGGGUUCUGUGAAUUCACAAACGUUUGACAUCACACUGUUAUUCCUCCUACUAAGGAAUCUGUGUGGAUUGUCACCGCCAACAACAGGAUGGACUGUAAUGCCUCCCAUAAGCGAUUUGAGUCUCGAGGCAGAUUUAGUUCGAAUAAAGCAUUACAGGAAUGAGCUGUUUGCCCACAUGCCGCAGAUGCACUUAACAAAUGCCGAAUUUUCGAAAUACUGGGAAGAAAUUUCUACUUUGCUGAUCAGACUUGGAGGAAGGCAAGUUGAGGCUGAUAUUAGAAGUCUUCUUGUCGAGGCAAUGGAUCCCGAUGAUCAGGAAUAUUAUAAUGGUAUCCUAAGGUCUUGGGAAGAACGUGACGAUCGAUUGUUGAAAGAAGUAUAUGAGAUAAAAAGAUUGAUAAUGCAAGGAAAUGAAAAUCCUCCGCCACUUCCGCCACCUCCGCCACCUUCAGUUAUUCAGAUGCAAAACGUUUUCCAUCCAGGAGCGGGCGUGGGAGCUGUAUUUAACGUUGGUGCAGUGGAACACGUAUCGAGCGAUACUCGAAGCCUACAGGUUAUUAAUGCAAGAGCAUUAGAUGCACGGUCAUCCAGCGACUCCAGUGCAUCAAGAUGUCUCACUCUACCAGAUAUACUUCCUCAGCAGCCACCGCCAGAUGAAUGAAAAAAAAAUCAUAUAUUUCUGUUUCUUGAUUUCUGUAGUUAAAUAAUAGACCUUAGCUUAGUGUUCAUAAACAGAUAUUGAGGAUAGGAGAAUUUGUCUGCGCGUAACUGGAAAUCUGUAACAUUUUAGCUAGAGUUACAUCCAGCGGGCGUUUACAUUUAAGUACGCAGUCUAUACCAUUUGAAAAUCUUCAGGUAAUAGACUUCUAACCUUUUACUUAAGUAUAGAUUUUUCAAUGCAUUGUGAAAAGAAAUCCGCCAUGUUUCGUCCCAAACAUAUCCUACAAUGCAUUGCGUACGAUACAUGACGUAAAAGAUUCAGAGGUCUAUUGCAAAAAUGUUGCCAUAAAAUAAAACGUUUGUGAUUUAGUUAAAAGGAAUUGAAUUAACAUUCAUUUAAAAUUCACGGUUAUGAGUAAAAGCCGGAGAGCCAGAGCAUAGUUACUCUGCGGUUUAUUUUUAAUUUUGCUUUUCUUGCCAAGCCGCAUGAUGAGCUUAGGCUCGAAAACUUUUAAUUAACACUAUGUAAUAUGAUACCUUCGGUAUGCGGAUUACAAGGGCUAGGCGCUAUAAGUACUAAAAGCUAGUGCUACAGUACUAAACAAACAUGCUGUAGUUCUGGCUCAUACCAAAAAAAACUAACCCGAACAACUGAUAUUUAAUAAGCGGCAACUUUCGCUCGAGUCGAUCGGAAAGUUUUUUCAAAGGUCAAUCACGAAAUCACCGACCAUAAAUGACUGCACCCAGAAAGGUACUAGUGAGAUAUUACGGAUAAAAACAGCUCUAGAAUUAUUUGUUCGCGGAUUGAUUACUGAUAAACUUUUACUGCGCUGUAGGUGUUUCUUCUUUCGAAAUUUUUUUAGCUAUAAACAGCCUCGACAUUGAAGAGCGCUGUUAGAAUCUCCAAAAAUUCCUGCCGAAUAGAAUUUUACAAGAUGUACAUGAAGCUUCAAUAGUCAUAAGGUUAAAUAAAAUAUUUUUUAUGCAUCUUUAUGCAUCAAAAACUG
Molecule: messenger RNA, 2090 nt
Organism: Exaiptasia diaphana
Lineage: Eukaryota; Metazoa; Cnidaria; Anthozoa; Actiniaria; Aiptasiidae
Product: E3 ubiquitin-protein ligase DZIP3
Exons: 5
Coding region: 197-1084 (295 amino acids)
Source: RefSeq, a predicted model, not a curated record